This is a messenger RNA of Helianthus annuus (common sunflower), 497 nucleotides long. RefSeq lists its product as uncharacterized. The coding region runs from base 129 to 479 and encodes 116 amino acids. The transcript has 2 exons. The record is from RefSeq and is a predicted model, not a curated record. NCBI's taxonomy places the organism in Eukaryota, Viridiplantae, Streptophyta, Magnoliopsida, Asterales, Asteraceae.
UAAUGCUUAAACACCGUCUUAUACUAUUUUAUGCAACCUUUAGACGGUGUUGUCUUGAACACCGUCUUAUAAAUAUCAUACACUUUGAUUAAAAUAUUCAAGAAAACAUAAAAAAGGAACUUAAGAAAAUGUAUCGUAGAAACCCUAAAUCCCCCAAAACCCAUAUGCCACCUGAGUGUAAACCACCACCACACCACCGGAGACGCUCCGACCACCACUUUCAACCCCUUCACGCCACCCGAGAAGACCACCAUCUGCAACCUCUUCACGCCAACGGAGACAACCACCAUCUGCAAACCCUACACGCGACCCAAGACGACCACCACCAACGGAGACAACCACCAUCUGCAAACCCUACACGCAACCGGAGACGACCACCACCAGCAACCCCUUCACGCACUCGUUCAUUCUUCACUGCCUCUGUACCCACCACCGCAGCUCAUCGAGCCACAGUGCCUUUGCACUGCCCUCGAUGGUAGCAUGUUGGCUUCGUUGUG